UUAAAUGUCAAACAUUGUUUUGAUUUGAUUUUGUAAAUUAAUUAUUAAUCUUUAAUUGAGAUUUUUAACAUUAAAUAAAAUGAGUGUCCUUUUUAAGAGUGAAAAAUUCUUCGCACUUGACCACCAGGGUUACAUUUCAAAAACUUACCAGAAUGUAGUCAUUACGCCUGAACAGUUUAAAUCUUAUGCCCUUACAGGUUCAAUUUUUUCAAUAUCUAAUAAUAUUACAAGCGUUUUAAAACCUGGAAAUCCUAGAAAACGAAAAAAAGACUCGAGUAUUAUUAAUCAAGAGACAUUUUCGGUGCAAACAAUGUUUGAGAAGUUUCUACAAUUAAUUACAACUGAUGUUAUUGAACAUUUCAAACAUCGCUACAAAUUGGUAGACACAACAUUUGUAAGAAAUAUAGCAAAGAAUUAUUUUGAAUCUACUAUUUUCGAUCAUGCCAACAUAAGUGGAGGAAAUGACUCUAAUUUGCCAAUUAAGUGUAAAAUUAAUGAUGAAUUUUUCCUUAUACCUCAAAAUUCACGGUUUUUAUGUGGAGAUGUCAAAGAUUGUUGUAAGAAACUUGAUGGUAGUAAAUAUGACAUUGUAAUAGCAGAUCCUCCUUGGUGGAACAAAUAUAUAAGACGGCUGAAAGCUGCAAACUCCAAGUUAAGUUAUUCUAUGAUGUACAAUGAAGAUAUUGCAUCAAUACCAGUUAAAAACCUAUUUGCUGAUAACUGCCUUGUUGCAGUUUGGUGUACCAACUCACCAAGUAAUAUCACCGCAUUGAAAGAAAUGAUAUUUCCCAAUUGGGGUGUAGAGUAUGUCACAACAUGGUAUUGGCUCAAAGUAACCAGAGAUUUGAAACCUUUAUGUGUAUUUAACACUGGAUGUAAGAAACAACCGUAUGAGAGAAUAAUCUUAGGAAAGGUUGGUAAUGUGAAUAUACCAGAAGAAAGUUUGAUUGUGAGUGUGCCAAGUGCCUUACACUCGCAUAAACCACCAUUAUUAGAUAUAUUAUCCUCAUAUGUACCUGGAAAUCCUCAAACUUUGGAACUAUUUGCAAGAUACUUACUUCCAAAUACUACCAGUGUUGGAUAUGAACCACUCAAAUGGCAACAUAUUUCGCUAUACGAAGAUUUAGAUGAAAAUAAAAAAGAAAGUAAUCUUAAUUAGAAAUAAUUAAUAUGAUGUCAUUUUUAUUGAAAAUCAAAAAUUGUAUUAUGUAUUUACAAUUUUAAUACGAAAUAAAUAGAUUUAGGCAUUUUUCAAUGAUUUGUAUUAAGAUUGAAAUAUGUGUAUAAUGUUUAUCUUAACUUGUAAAAGAUAAUUAAACAUUAUUAUAAAUAAAUCAUUUUAUUGUUUUA
This is a messenger RNA of Papilio polytes (common Mormon), 1350 nucleotides long. RefSeq names its product methyltransferase-like protein 2 (gene Mettl4). The record is from RefSeq and is a predicted model, not a curated record. The transcript has 5 exons. Gene Ontology annotation, molecular function: methyltransferase activity; nucleic acid binding. Bases 80 to 1159 code for a protein of 359 amino acids. Gene Ontology annotation, cellular component: nucleus; RNA N6-methyladenosine methyltransferase complex. Lineage: Eukaryota; Metazoa; Arthropoda; Insecta; Lepidoptera; Papilionidae.